ACGUCACGAGACAAAUUAGCAUAGCACGCAAAGAAGAAGAAGAAGAAGAAGCUCCAAGAAUCUGUCGCAGAAAUCGCCAUGGCAGUCACAGCAUUUAACACAUUGAAACUUGUAUCGUCGUCUCUAGAUCCGAUUCCUUCAGUCUCUUGUUCUUCUUAUUCCUUCUCUCUGAUAUAUGUCGGAUCUCCUUACAAGAGAUGUCUAAAGCAGUCAUGUUCUGUUCGAGCUAUGACUUCUUCUUCUUCGGCUGCAUCGUCUUCUUCUUCGUCCUUUGGAUCGAGAAUGGAAGAGAGUAUUAGGAAAACAGUGACUGAGAACACUGUCGUUAUUUACUCCAAAACUUGGUGCUCAUACUGUACUGAAGUGAAGACAUUGUUCAAGAGACUUGGGGUUCAGCCACUGGUUGUUGAAUUGGAUCAACUUGGUCCACAAGGGCCACAACUGCAGAAGGUACUGGAAAGACUUACUGGGCAACACACUGUUCCUAAUGUUUUCGUAUGUAAGUAGUUUAAUCCGUUUACAUCGAUCAUAUCUUCAUUGAAACUCUGUUUUCCUUAUAUAUCCUACCUGCUUCAAAAGAUGAAACCUUUAGAUGUCCCAAAGAAGUGAACAACAUAGUUUCAGUUAAUAGCUAGUCAUAACAGUGUCUAAUCUUUGUCCUAAUGAGCAGGUGGCAAGCACAUUGGUGGCUGCACAGAUACAGUGAAGCUUAACAGGAAAGGAGAUCUGGAACUGAUGUUAGCUGAAGCCAACGGUAAAAACGGUCAGAGUUGAGGAGAUGUUGAAACUGGUUCGGAGAUUUUUGCAUACGGAGCUUGGAAAGUUUUCUCAUUUUUGUUAUUAUCAUUGUACCUCAUUUGAAUACAAUAAUUAUAGUUAAUAAAUAACAUAUACAUAUCAUGUAAUUGUUGAUCUCUCUUUGUUUUUCACCACUUGAAUUCACAGUUUUCAAGCCUUCAGAGU
Arabidopsis thaliana (thale cress) is the source of this 963-nucleotide messenger RNA. RefSeq names its product Glutaredoxin family protein (gene GrxC5). Gene Ontology annotation, molecular function: catalytic activity. NCBI's taxonomy places the organism in Eukaryota, Viridiplantae, Streptophyta, Magnoliopsida, Brassicales, Brassicaceae. The record is from RefSeq and is marked reviewed. Gene Ontology annotation, cellular component: chloroplast. Gene Ontology annotation, biological process: cellular oxidant detoxification. The coding region runs from base 79 to 507 and encodes 142 amino acids. The transcript has 4 exons.